AUGGCUCUAUAUGUGAAUGGUAUGCCGAGUGAUGAUCAUGCAUCAUCGGUGGUCUCUUCUGAAUCAUCAUUGGAUUGUGCCUUCCUAAAACUGAAUACUGGAUCGAGUAGGACGAUAACUUCUUCAAGUAUACCCAUCAUGUUUCAUAAUAUUUCAUGUAAUGCAUUACCCAUUCCGACUUCAUCCUUUUCUCCCUUCACGGUGAGGAUUACUGGAGGAAUUGAUGCAAUUUUCGCUCAUGCUUCUCCGAUGAUCAUGUCUUCUUCGGAAUAUUCAUUUUGUGCUUCAACUCGGAGAUGGCUCGAUCAGCAACAAUCACAACAACAACCAUCACAACAACAACAACGAGUAGCACCAAUAACCACAACAAGCACCACUACCACCACCACAUCAGCAGCACCAGACUCUCAUCAUCAUGAAAAUUCAUAUCGGAAACGAAAUUUGGAACUAUCCAUUCCACGAAAAUCGCAACAACAUGAACAACAACAACAACCAACACUCUCCCAAUUGAAUAAUCUUUGCUCUCAGUUAUUCUGUAGACCUACCGACCUCACCAUCCAAGAAGUGUUUCAAAACUUUAGCAAGGCUUCCAUGGACGGAUCUUUUUUUCCAACCUCGAUCACCACAGAUUUCUCCGUGAAAUUAAUUUUGGAGGAGUCAGAGUCAGGGAACAAUUUGACGAAGCGAUAUUUAGUGAAUUUAAACCAUUUGGUUUCUCUGUAUAAUUAUUGUCAAUAUUGUGAACAGGAAAAUCCAUCUUUUGAAUUAUAUCACCAGGAAAAAUACUCAGGAAUUUGUACUUUGAAUUUUUCAUACAAUGUUUUAUUUGGAGGAGGUAAUAAUCUUGUUGAGACUCAUUCCUUAGCUCACAGUAACCAUAAUAAUAAUGAAAAUUCGGAGAGCAUGUUGUUGAAGCAAGUAAGCUAUUCCUCAACAACCAUCUCAUCAUCAGCAACAUCCUCCACUGAUGCAUCUGAUGCAUGUGGAGACAAUGGAUUUUCACUUCCUCUCUUGAAUGUCAUGAUUUAUGCGUCAUUAGUGAGCGAGUCCACUUUACAAUAUUAUUUUCCAGUACGAAUGUGUUAUUGUUACAAGAGUGAAAGUUUUUCCUCCAAGUGUGACGAUUGGAGUACGACUUACUAUAGGGAACCUUUUCAAAAUGGAAUUCGAUCAAUCUUUAUUACUCUAUAUAUUGUGGAGCUGAUUGUUAUUAUAUUGAUGGUGCUCUUACCUCUCGAAUUUAAGCAUGUUAUGGGAUGGAACAGUAGUCAAAAGCUUAAACUUGCAAAAGAGCUUGCAAAACGAAAACAGAACCCCUUUCAUCAUGAUCAUGUUCUUACCCACAACAAUACAGAUUCUCUCACAGAUAAUUCAAAUUACAGCAUUGACGAGAACAGUUCCGAUGCUGGAAUACAUGGAGAUGAGAGCACUAGUGGCAAUCCUACUCCUGCAAUGGAAACUUCAUUCAGGUUGGAUGAUUCGAACAUUCGAAAAUAUACCACCAAGAAGAGCAAUGUCAAUCGAGCACGAACUCGAUCGAGAGGUCUUUCGUCCUUGUCAGACUCUCUUCUCUUGAACUCACAUCUUCACUCAGAUCCAUCACCACCACAAGCGAAUAAUACCACUGCCACCAAUACAACAUCGCCAGCAUCACCUCGACAGCAGCUUUCUCACACCACCGUCGAUCCCGUUCCUCCCUCGUCACACAAUGAAGAAACAACAUGUUUACAUACACGAGCAGUGCCACACUACUGUACUGCUCAUGAAAAGCAUGAAACCGAUGAGGACUUGACUCACGUGUCGCUCGCCAGCGAAAGAAUAUAUUCGAGCAAAAAAACAAAAACUAGCCGUGUGAAGCAAGCUCUAAUCUCCAUCACCAAAUCAAUCGCUGAUUUCAGAAUUAUUGCAACUUUAAUAUCCAUUUGCAACUUGGUGCUUGGUUUCAUUAGCUUAAUAUCAGUGUUGCCCUACGAUGCAAGAUUGGUACUGAUCAGUGUUGACUGCAUUCUAUCCUUGAUGGGACUAAUACCAAUUGUAUUUCAGUGGUUGGUUGUAUUGAGGAGCAUGGAAAGUAAGGAUUCCAUUUCACAGAAGAGUAGUGCAAGCAACAACAUCAAACUUUUGAGUCUGUUCGUUUUCUUGUGUACAUUAUUUUUAUUCAUUGGAUACGUAUUGACUGUGCUAUUUGUCACAGGCUACUCGAGAGUACUGCUCGCAAGAUAUAUCAUGAUGGUGGUACUAUUUCUCUACUUUAUUACAAUAUUUCCAUUGCUAGUGAUUUAUGGCGUUAAGGUCUAUUUCAGAAUUUUAAGGGAGAAUAAGGAGAUUCGAUUUUUUCAAUUCAAAUUCACAAAAUACUUAAUUUUUGAAAGUAUCACUUAUCUCUAUUUUACAUUCUACACUAUUUACUUUAUGGUUUCGUAUCCCUAUUUUUUAUUUACAUUUUACAAUAUUGGAGAUAGAUUUAUGACUGUGUAUCCAUGGGUCAUUACACAUAUCUUUAUUUUACUCUCCUAUUGUAAUCGUUUUUAUUUCCUUUCUGAUUGGUUCUGUAUCAAACAAUUUUACUCAACUCUCUUUACAAGCUGCUUCGGAUUUUGUCAUUCCAAAGGAGGCAAGAAAGAAGUUCUUCAUGAAGACACGAGUACAUUCUAUCAACAUCAUCAUGAAAACAAAGUGCAUGCAGCGAGAAAGAGCAGCGAUGCCUCGAAUUCUUCGUCACCACACCAGCAGCGACACGUAUGUGACAAUGAUGAUUCAACCUACUCCUUCAAUCAUAAUGAGGAUAGUAUUGAAUGUAAAUAUAGUACUCACCAAAAUUGA
Molecule: messenger RNA, 2823 nt
Organism: Naegleria fowleri
Lineage: Eukaryota; Heterolobosea; Eutetramitea; Acrasida; Naegleriidae
Exons: 2
Coding region: 1-2823 (940 amino acids)
Source: RefSeq, a predicted model, not a curated record